AAAAAAAGUGCAAAGCUACUGCUUCUUCUCUUAUCUUCCCAAAGGAAAAGAGAGAGAGAAUCUGAGAAAGAGAAAGAAAAGGUAGAGAUGGGGGUGGUGAUAAUCGACGGAUCGACUGUGAGAGACUUCGUGAACGAUGAGGCGCAGUUCAAGAAGAGUGUGGACGAGCAGUUCGAGGCGCUGGACCUGAACAAGGACGGGGUUCUCUCUCGCGGGGAGAUCCGGAAGGCCUUCGAGUCGAUAAGGCUGAUCGAGACCCACUUCGGCAUCGACGUGGCGACGCCGCCGGAGCAGCUGACGCAGCUCUACGACUCAAUCUUCGAGGGUUUCGACUGCGACAAGAACGGGACGGUGGAGCGCGAGGAGUUCAGGGAGGAGAUGAAGAAGAUCAUGCUGGCCAUUGCUGAAGGGCUUGGGUCGUGUCCUAUUCAGAUGGCUCUCGAUGAUCAGAGUUUGCUCCAAAGGGCUGCGGAUCUCGAGGCUUCCAAGGCUUCCAAGGCCUCCAAGGCCUCUAGCGCCUGAAUACUCGUAUCUCAUAUGUAUGCUUCUUCUGUUUCUGGAUAUUAAUUCUACUUUAAUUACUUUCUUCGCUCAUCUUCCUAUCUUGCAUCUCUUAAUUUAGUCCAUUUGGAACUC
This is a messenger RNA of Corylus avellana, 636 nucleotides long. The record is from RefSeq and is a predicted model, not a curated record. Lineage: Eukaryota; Viridiplantae; Streptophyta; Magnoliopsida; Fagales; Betulaceae.